Dipodomys ordii (Ord's kangaroo rat) is the source of this 2182-nucleotide messenger RNA. It is a transcript of the gene Haspin, whose product is annotated as germ cell associated 2 (haspin). Gene Ontology annotation, biological process: protein phosphorylation; intracellular signal transduction; mitotic cell cycle. The record is from RefSeq and is a predicted model, not a curated record. The annotation marks the transcript as partial. Gene Ontology annotation, molecular function: histone H3T3 kinase activity; ATP binding. The transcript has a single exon. Gene Ontology annotation, cellular component: cytoplasm; nucleus. Lineage: Eukaryota; Metazoa; Chordata; Mammalia; Rodentia; Heteromyidae.
GGCGGCCCCCGGCCGGCCCCCCGCAGCCCCACAGAUUUAUUGGGAAGCCUCGAGGACGCUGAGUGCGGGCCCGCGGCCGAGGACGCCACGGGGCCGCGGCAGCGAGAGGGACUGGAGGGCCCGAGCACAAGGAAGAGCCGGGCCGCAGACCAGGGGUCCAGAGGCUGCCGGGGACUUAACUCACCUGGGGAAGUCGACAGGCCUGUGAGAGCCGGCCCAAGCCGGAAAAGGAAACAUCAAGAAGGUAUGGAGACCUCCGCCCUCCAUUAUCACCAGACUAAAAACGGCCCAAAGAUGGGAAGAGAUUCGUUCCUGUCCCAGAAUGUGACUCAUCGAGACAAAGCCUGCUCUUGGGCCAAAACCAGGGCCUCCUUAAACCUCCACAAGAAGAAAGUUGUGACUGAUGUGUCAGAGGUAUGCAGCAGUCACACCAUGGCCACUUCUCUCUCAGCAUCCCUAUCAGAGUGUUCAAACCUUUCUAUCAUGAACAGAACAAAUAGUGCACUUUUCUCUUGGCAUUCCUCUUUUAUGCAUUUGCUAAGCCCCUUAAAGACUGUACAUGUUCCAGACAGAAAGGCGUCUGAUGCUGAAAAGGUGUAUGGGGAAUGCAAUCAGGAAGGUCCUAUCCCCUUUAGCUCUUGCUUUCCCAUAGAAAAACUGGAACACUGUGAGAAGAUUGGGGAAGGGGUGUUUGGUGAGGUGUUUCAGACAAUGGCUGGCCAAACACCUGUAGCACUAAAAAUCAUUGCCAUUGAAGGAUCAAAUUUAGUGAAUGGAUCACAUCAGAAAACCUUUGAGGAAAUCCUGCCAGAAAUUAUCAUUUCCAAAGAGUUAAGCCUCUUGUCUGAUGAGGCAUGCAACCGCACAGAAGGCUUUAUUGGGUUGAACUCAGUGCACUGUGUCCAAGGGUCUUACCCUCCCUUGCUCCUCCAGGCCUGGGAUCACUAUAACUCAACCAAAGGGUCUCAGAAUGAUAGGCCUGACAUUUUUGAGGAAGACCAACUCUUCAUUAUACUGGAAUUUGAGUUUGGUGGCAUGGACUUAGAGCAAAUGAAAAAAAAGUUGUCCUCCCUUGCUACUGCAAAGAGCAUUUUACACCAGAUCACUGCCUCCCUCGCAGUGGCAGAGACAUCACUGAACUUUGAGCACCGGGACUUGCACUGGGGAAAUGUGCUCUUAAAGAAAACCAACCGCAAGGAACUCCACUACACCCUCAAUGGAAAGACCAACGCCAUUCCCACCCAUGGUUUGCAAGUCAACAUCAUUGACUAUACCCUGUCCCGCGUGGAGCGGGAUGGGAUUGUUGUUUUCUGUGACAUUUCCACAGAUGAAGAGCUAUUUACAGGUGAAGGUGACUACCAGUUUGAGAUCUACAGGCUCAUGAGGAGGGAGAACAACAACUGCUGGGAUGAAUAUCACCCUUACAACAAUGUCCUCUGGCUACAUUACCUCACAGACAAGAUUCUGAAUCAAAUGACCUUUAAGUCUAAAUGUAACACCCCUGCCAUGAAGCAAAUGAAGAAGAAGCUCCAACAUUUCCACAAGACAGCGCUGAACUUCAGAUCUGCCACUGACUUACUCUGCCAACACAGUCUGUUUCAGUAAGCCAGUGUAUCUUACUCCUUUAAACAGAGGGGUCCUGGUCUUGAAACCUCUGGUGCGGUUUUUCAGUUUCCAUCCCGAAUCUCAGGGUGGAAACUGAAAUUUUAGUUGAUUUGGUUAAGGUUGUUGUUAACAGAUGUUCUUUAAACUACCUAUGUGAACAAGUAUUUACAACCUGUAAGUCUGCUUCCUAGUUGUCAGCAAAAUCCAUCUGUAAAGUGCAUAUUUUUGUUUUUAAGCCUUGAUCUUUUAUGUAGCCUGAGCAAAGUGCAAACAAUCAGGAAAGCCCAAGCCUCAGCUGUUAGGCUGAGUUGCUGCUUUAGGUAUUAGGCUGCCUUUGGGAACUGGACAAAAGAUAGUCAACUGAAAGCAAAGAGGCUUUAGGAAAGACUAGAGGGAGAGAAAGGGAAGACAAUUUAUAGAGGGAAGUGUGGGAUGUUUUUCAAGUUCUCAUAAAGCAGAAUUUCAAUUUUCAAAAGGGAAAUAAACGUUUUCAUGGCUACUAAUAAUGUUGGAAAUUUUGCUUAUCAAAGUGAGGAAAAGAAAUGUUUUAAGAGGUGAGUAAUCAAUAUUCCUUCUG